GGGAGGUCUUGCAUUUUAUCGAUGGAUGUACGGAUUUGAGAGGUUUUACGGGAGUUGAAAAAAAGGUGACAAAUAAAGAACACGUGGGAGCUUCUAUCUGCCAAGCAUACAUCACAGAAGAAGUUUCUACAUUUCCCCCCUUCUAUUUUGAAAGAGAAGUCAUGACUAAGCGAAAAAGACCUGCCAGAAAUGACGAUAUUGAUCCGGGAUUGUAUGACCAAAUGAUUUCAAUCUUCAACUAUCCUUGGAAAGGUUAUGGUAGAAGAACGCACCGUCAUGUAGUGGGAGAUGAGUUCCGCAUUGCACACACCUACAUUUGAUGAAUUGUCCAGAAGUUACUCCCUUCUACAAGUAUGAUAAUUAUGAAAUUACUUCAUCAUUUAUUUCUCAAUCUAACUUACAUUUUGAUGAAC
Cuscuta europaea is the source of this 413-nucleotide messenger RNA. The record is from the annotation of a GenBank genome assembly. NCBI's taxonomy places the organism in Eukaryota, Viridiplantae, Streptophyta, Magnoliopsida, Solanales, Convolvulaceae.